AUGUCAAAGAAUAGAUUAAUAGGUGGAGCUUUGUGGGAACACUACUCAGGGAAAGUGAAAGACCACAUGGACAACCCUCAGCAUCGUGGAGAGAUUACUGAAGAAGAAGCCAAGAAGAUGGGAUGCAAAUUGGUUGUUGCUGACUGGGGAGCAGAAGCUUGUGGCGACGCUGUCAGACUUUACUGGGCAGUCGACCCAAAGACAAACAUAGUUGUUAACUCGACUUUUAAGUCAUUUGGAUGCGGCACUGCUAUCGCGUCUUCUGAUGUCACUGCUGGUCUUUGCAUUGGUAAAACAGUCGAUGAAUGUUUGAAAAUCACAAAUCUGGACGUCGAACGUGCUAUGCGAGACGAUCCAAAUACUCCGGCUGUCCCUCCACAGAAGAUGCAUUGCUCUGUGAUGUCCUAUGAUGUCGUCAAAAAGGCGGCUUCGAUUUAUAAGGGCGUUGACGUUGAAGCACUUGAUGACAAUGAAAUUGUUUGCUCGUGCGCUCGAGUCACUUUACGAUUGAUUAAAGAGACUAUUAGAAUGAACGACUUGAAGACCGUUGAAGAGAUUACCAAUUAUACAAAGGCUGGUGCGUUCUGUGGAUCGUGCAAGAGACCAGGAGGACAUGAAGCCAAAAAAUAUUACUUAGAGGACAUCUUGCGAGAGACUCGAGCCGAGAUGGAGAUUGAAAAAAUGAAGAAGAACUGCAACUCGACUGACUUUGAAAAGUUGACGAUGGUCAAGAAGAUUGGGAAGUUGAAUGAAGUCUUCGAGAAAUUUGUUCUUCCUAUGGUUCAGAAGGAUGGAGGAGAUGUAGAAGUGUAUGAAGUGAAGGAUGGAGUCAAUGGAGAAAUCAUGGUCUACAUUCAAUAUGGUGGGAAGUGUUGUGGGUGUUGUUCUGCUGCUACAUCGACCAAGGAUAAAAUUGAAAAUAUAUUACACGAAAUUUUGUCGCCCAAAAUCGUCGUGAUACCCGUUAAUAUCACCCCAAAGACUGAAGACCCCCUCCUCGACAAGCUUGAGAAUGAAACAUGCUUGAAAAUUGGAACCAAGUAA
Entamoeba invadens IP1 is the source of this 1044-nucleotide messenger RNA. Its product is annotated as nitrogen fixation protein nifU, putative. The transcript has a single exon. Gene Ontology annotation, biological process: intracellular iron ion homeostasis; iron-sulfur cluster assembly. Lineage: Eukaryota; Evosea; Mastigamoebida; Endamoebidae. Bases 1 to 1044 code for a protein of 347 amino acids. The record is from RefSeq and is a predicted model, not a curated record. Gene Ontology annotation, cellular component: cytoplasm. Gene Ontology annotation, molecular function: 2 iron, 2 sulfur cluster binding; ferrous iron binding.